UUUAUACGAGCUGCGGAGCUGCGGGUCCGGCCACAGAUUCAGACCCAGGAUGGGUGUUCAGGGCUUGCUCACGUUCGUGGAGACUCACCGGCAAAUCUACCGGGAGGUCCAGUUCAGUAUGAACCGGCUGGUGAUCGACGGCUGCAACCUGUUGUACCUGAUGUACUUCGAGUCAGGUCUGGACCAGAAUCACGGAGGGGAGUACGCUGCCUUUGAGGCCCACAUUGAGAGGUUCGUCGCCGCCCUCAGAGUCUGUGGGAUCAAGCCGUACGUGGUUCUGGAUGGAGGCUCAGACUACAACGACAAGAAGCUCGAAACUCAGACGCUGAGAGCCGAGGAUCGGAUCAAGAGGGUCCAUCAGGCAGCAGUGAGCGGCAGGAUGGAGCACAUCCUGCCGCAGCUCGCCAAGUUGGUGUUCAAACAGACGCUGGCCCGGCUGGGGGUCCCGGUGGCCCAGUGCUAUGGAGAGGCCGACCAGCAGAUCGCUGCCCUGGCCUGUGAGUGGCAGUGCCCGGUGCUUUCCAAGGACAGUGACUUCUACAUCUUCAGUCUCCCGGGGGGGCUGCUGCCCCUCUCUCACUUCCGCUGGGAGGCGGUGGAGCAGAGCGGCUCGCGGAGCUACAUCCCCUGUAAGAUGUACAACACCUCCAGCUUCUGCGUCUUCUUCAACAUCCAGCGCCAGCUCCUGCCCACCUUCGCCGCCUUGGCCGGGAACGACUACGUGAAACUGCAGAGGAUGGAGCUGUCAAUCAACUGGGCUCAGUUCGACCGGACCGGCGGUGAGACUGCAAGCCGCCUGGGGGGGUUGGUCUCCUGGUUGAGGGGAUUCCAGAAGCCUCAGGAAGCCUUGGAUGCAGCGCUGGGGCUGAUGGGAGAACUGAGCGGGAAGAGGAAGGCAGAUGUGCUGCAGAGCCUGCAUCUGGGGAUGGAGGAGUACCAGGUUCCUCCCAGCUCCCUGAAGAGGUUCUUCAUCCACGGGACGGCUCCUCCGUUCCCAGCAGUGAAAGAAGUGGCGGGUCUUGUCCCAGACUGGAUCCGGCUGCCUCUGACGCAGGCCCGGCUGACCGCAGACAUCCUGGACGUGCUUCAGCUGAACAGGAUGAGCCUCAGCAUCCCCGUGGACCACAAAGACAUGCCCAGCGCCAACCUGACCUCCAGGCCGCUCCGCCAGGUGACGUACGGGCUGCUGCUGGGCGGAGGGACGCCGCUUCAGGUGACGGAGACAGACAGAGACGGCCUCCAGCUGAAAUCCACCCUGGUCCAGCCGGCCUUCAGAGGGGUCGCUCAGCGGCUGGUGCUCAACUCACUGAAUACGGUGGAGCUCUCCGAGCGUCUGCAGGUGUUGCUCCAGGCUCUGCAGGUGACUGAGGCCUCUCUGAGCCGCCUGCCGCCUCAGCUGCGCCUCCCGGUGGCCGUCACCUGCUACUGGCUGCAGAGAGCUCAGCCUCCGCCCAGCGAGAGGCUGCUGAAGGCGCUGCUGCUGGGGCUGAGCGACGGAGACCCGCUGCGACACAGAGCAGCUCUGCGGGCUGAACAUCAGAUCUCUAAACCAAAGCUGGACCUGACUGUGGCUCACGCCUUCAACCAGUGGCAGGCCUGCCUGAGGGACAGCAUCCAGCUGAACCAGCUGCUGGGCUUCCCUCUACCUGAGCCGCAGGUCGCACGGUUGUAUGAGGGGACGCUGGUCCACCAGCUGGUCCACAUGAUGAAGACAGGAAGAAGACUGAAGGCCUUUCUGAAGAGCAGUCGCUCCAGUGUGAGGCAGUACCAAGCCAUGCUGUCCGUCAUCCACCAGUUUCACGCUCAGGAGGCGUCGACGCCCUCGGACACCCAAAAGAAAGAGACGGCUUCGCGGCGGCAGCGGAAGCCCAUGGAAGACCUGACCGCCAGCCUGCAGCAGCUGUUCCUCCGCUACGAAGACGAGGAGACUGAGACUGAGGUGAACAGCGCCGUCAGAGCACUCGAGGAUCUGAACCUGGAUGAUCUGGUGAUGGUCAAAACUCGGUACAGAACCAAGGAGAGAAACAACCGGUGCAACAACCCAGAGGUGGCCCGCAAAGAAGAGUGCAGGGGCUGGAACCUCCUCUGAGGACCGGAGGCCUGGGUCCACCUCAGUGUCCCACAUGUGGAGACGGAACAUCGUCCUGUAACCAAGUCGGAUUUUUUCAUGUUUGUCUUCUGCUGGUUUUGAUCUGAUGCUUUGUUAUCAGCUGUUUACUAUGUAUUUGAUCAUGUUCUUUUCACACAAGCACUUUUUACUUAAAAAAAAACUUUUUAACUUUUAAAUGUUUUAAUCUUUUAACUGUCGAUGUGAUCGAAAGCUCCAGGAAAAGUUCAGGAAUGAACCCUGAGUUGAGAUUUUUUGUCAAUCAGCUGUUCUGAAGGAAUUUUUUCCAAAAAUCGAAGGCGUUCGUUUUAAAUGAUAAACAGUGUCAAAUUAUUUAUCAGAGUUUUUCAGUAUCUAUUUCUUAAAUGUCUUUGUACUUGAUGAGAUGAUGAAGUGUUAAAUUCAAUUUUUAAUGUUUGAUAAAUGAAUAAACUUUGCUCUGCUUCUCAAACGAAGAGUGAAAUAUGAAUAAAACCAAAAUCAGCUUCUUUAAAAGAUUUAUAAAAUUUUAAUAUACAUUUUAUGCCCCCCCCCACCACACACACACACAGAUCAUAAAUAAAUCAGAAAAUAAAGAGUGAGUCCGUGGUGUGUGACUGGUGCAGCAGCUUCUGGCAGUUUCAGCCACAGUGUUUC
Molecule: messenger RNA, 2743 nt
Organism: Toxotes jaculatrix (banded archerfish)
Lineage: Eukaryota; Metazoa; Chordata; Actinopteri; Toxotidae
Gene: aste1a
Product: asteroid homolog 1a
Exons: 6
Coding region: 50-2089 (679 amino acids)
Molecular function (GO): nuclease activity
Source: RefSeq, a predicted model, not a curated record